Molecule: messenger RNA, 2285 nt
Organism: Bufo bufo (common toad)
Lineage: Eukaryota; Metazoa; Chordata; Amphibia; Anura; Bufonidae
Gene: RNF166
Product: ring finger protein 166
Exons: 6
Coding region: 149-880 (243 amino acids)
Biological process (GO): ubiquitin-dependent protein catabolic process; protein polyubiquitination
Molecular function (GO): ubiquitin protein ligase activity
Source: RefSeq, a predicted model, not a curated record
AUACGGCGGUUUAGGGUCUCCGAGGCCGGCAGGGGUCGCCAUGGUGACGCGUGUCGCGCCGCUGACGUCACAGCGCGGCGCAGAGUGAUGACCAUUAGUGUUUAUGUCCCGCUGAAGCCGCGGAGGUGACGGGGCUUGUGUCGCGGCCAUGGCAAUGUUCCGCAGCCUGGUGUCCUCGUCCUCCCAGCACCGGCAGCAGCAUCAUACCCACCAGAGCCAGUCCUGCCCGUCGUCCGCGGACAGCCUGGAGGCGCAGUAUGGCUGCCCCAUCUGCCUGGAGGUGUAUUACAAACCUGUGGCCAUCGGGAGCUGCGGUCACACAUUUUGUGGCGAGUGCCUGCAGCCAUGUCUUCAGGUCCCAUCCCCGCUAUGCCCACUUUGUCGUAUGCCAUUUGACCCAAAGAAGGUGGAGAAGGCCUCCAAUGUAGACAAACAGCUCUCCUCAUAUAAGGCUCCCUGCAGAGGCUGCAGCAAGAAAGUGACUCUUGCAAAGAUGCGAUCCCACAUUUCUUCAUGUGCCAAAGUCCAAGAACAGAUGGCCAACUGUCCAAAGUUUGUUCCCGUAGUCCCAACAUCUCAGCCUAUUCCCAGUAAUAUUCCAAACCGUUCCACCUUUGUGUGUCCAUACUGUGGAGCCCGAAACCUGGACCAGCAAGAACUUGUGAAACACUGCAUGGAGAACCACAGAAGUGACGCCAACAAAGUGGUUUGCCCUAUUUGUUCAGCAAUGCCCUGGGGGGAUCCCAGCUAUAAGAGUGCCAAUUUUCUUCAGCACCUCCUUCACCGGCAUAAAUUCUCUUAUGACACAUUUGUGGAUUAUAGCAUCGAUGAAGAAGCAGCGUUACAAGCCGCACUCGCUCUGUCGCUGUCGGAGAACUGAAGAUUUCGGUUAGACGCAAGGUCUCCCUUCUCGGUGUUGUCACCCACGACCGAGGCUUGUACAUUCCUUCCAAAACUAGCUAAUCACGUUUCCUUUUCCCCAUGCCUUUUCUCUAGUAGUGUUUUUAUUAGUAAGGUGGAAUCUUUUAGGAAUUGCUAAACUGUUAGGCCGGAUUUGUGUCUCGGUGCAAUCGGACGGGGAAGCAGGGCACGCGGUGCCAACCGACACAGCUCAUCCAGUUUUUUUUUUUUUUAAUACUAUUCUUUUGUGAUGCUUUCUACGUGUAAAAAGAAAGUAUUUACAAUGAAUAUUUAAUACACGGGAGAUGAGAGCAAAGGGGGGGAAAGAGAAAGUCCCCAACAAAUGAGCAGAAAAGCAGAUUGGACGGGUGUUAGGCCUCAGCAGCCGACUGCCAGGGCUUCUCAAGUCAGAAGGAACUUCCUUUGUGUCAACCAAUGUUCCUUAGGACAUUGCGCAGCCUGGCGUUAAUCCCAGGAGAGGGCAUAGUAGGCAGAAGCCCAGGUUUAGAGAUUGCACUAUACUGGUACAUAAGGGAAGGUUACAAACUUAACACAGAAAUAAAUAUAAAGACGUGGAGAAAGGAUUAGCAGAAGUUUCAGGAGGAGCCGUCUGUUUGAGUCAAUACUGGAAUGACCAUUCUGGAGCCCCUCUUUUUAGAGCCCUAUGUUGGACAGUUCAUCCGUUAUUCCUCCUGGAAAUGUAUGAAUGAAUUGACAACUUGGGAUUCCCUUUGUCAGUGGGUCAGAAAGUGCAGAUCGUACCAGUACAACCAGCACUUAGUAUUUUCUAUACCCUAAUCACUACUUUCGAUAGGUCCAAUGGGAGCAGUAAUAGAAAUGUAACCCCAUAAACCAGUAGAAACGGUCACAGGAUUUGGAGGGGGGGGGGGAUUAUUUCAGUGAAGAGUUAUAAUUUAUAUAUUUUAUGUCGGUGUUUAUUUUUUUAAGUUUACAUAUUAGUUCAGGGUAUAAAACAACAUUUGACAUGAUAUACGAAUACUUUUGCAACCAUUCUUAUUGCAUAGGACAUGCCUAGGUCUGUGUAGGAGACUUUAUGCGGGGAAAUUAUUAUUAUUUUUUUUAACUAGACCAUUUGCAAAGUUGCUAAAACUGAAGCAAUAAAAAUGGUUGCAAAAUUCCUCUGUCGCAUUCCACCAGGUGAUCAGACCGUGCCGUCUGAGGUCCAGGGGAGACGUAGUGAGAGCCGUACAGAGAUUUCCUGUGCUGGUUACGGGCUGACAGAUCCUAACAAAUUUGGUUCUGGAAGGGAAUACAUUUAGCAAAUUCUGUGAAGCUUCCACCUUGAUGCAGCUGCAGUACCUCAGUGUCCGGGGAGGUGUAUCUGUACCCGGGUAAACUAGUAAUGAAAGCGUUUGUCCAGGAUU